Messenger RNA from Cydia splendana, 2696 nucleotides. It is a transcript of the gene fand, whose product is annotated as pre-mRNA-splicing factor syf1 homolog. Gene Ontology annotation, molecular function: protein binding. The record is from RefSeq and is a predicted model, not a curated record. Gene Ontology annotation, biological process: mRNA splicing, via spliceosome; generation of catalytic spliceosome for first transesterification step. Gene Ontology annotation, cellular component: Prp19 complex; U2-type catalytic step 2 spliceosome; post-mRNA release spliceosomal complex. The transcript has 2 exons. The coding region runs from base 92 to 2638 and encodes 848 amino acids. NCBI's taxonomy places the organism in Eukaryota, Metazoa, Arthropoda, Insecta, Lepidoptera, Tortricidae.
UUGACAUUCUGUACAGAAUAGAGAAUAGCGUUAUUUGUCGGCUUGUAAAACUUACAUAUUUCUGAUUAAUUUGUGACCACAAUCUAGGAAAAUGCCUUUACUUGAUGGUAAAGAGAUCGAAAUAUUUUUUAGUGAUGAAGACUUACCAUAUGAAGAGGAAAUAUUAAGGAACCCAUUUUCAGUGAAACAUUGGCUUAGAUAUAUAGAACAUAAAAAAGGUGCACCCAAACAUGAGAUUAAUAUGAUUUAUGAAAGAGCUCUGAAGGAGCUGCCUGGGUCCUUCAAACUGUGGUACAAUUACCUAAAACUCAGAAGGGCACAAAUAAGAGGCCGCUGUAUAACAGACCCUUGCUAUGAUCAUGUGAACAAUUGCUUUGAAAGAUCAUUGGUCUUCAUGCACAAAAUGCCAAGGAUUUGGAUGGAUUACUGUACUUUUUUGACUGAUCAAUGCAGGAUAACAGUCACAAGAAAAGCAUUUGACAGUGCUUUGCGGGCAUUGCCAAUUACCCAGCAUCACAGGAUAUGGCCUCUUUACUUGAGUUUCCUAAAAAAACACAACAUUCCCGAAACAGCUGUAAGAGUGUUUAGACGUUAUUUGAAGUUAAGCCCUGAAGAUACAGAAGAGUAUAUUGACUACCUAAUUUCAAUUAAUAAACUGGAUGAAGCUGCAGUCAAACUGGCACAAAUAGUGAACAAUGAGAAUUUCCAGUCUAAACAUGGCAAAUCAAACCACCAAGUAUGGAAUGAGUUGUGUGAAUUAAUUUCUAAAAAUCCAGACAAAAUUCAUUCACUAAAUGUGGAUGCUAUUAUUAGAGGAGGUCUGAGGCGCUAUACAGAUCAGCUGGGACAUUUGUGGAACUCUCUUGCUGAUUAUUAUGUAAGAAGUGGCUUAUUUGAAAGAGCCAGAGAUAUCUAUGAAGAAGCUAUUCAAACUGUGACUACUGUUAGAGACUUCACUCAAGUUUUUGAUGCAUAUGCUCAAUUUGAAGAACUAAGUUUAAGCAAAAAAAUGGAAGAUGUUGCAAAAAAACCAAACCCAUCUGAAGAUGAUGAUAUAGAUUUAGAAUUGAGACUUGCCAGAUUUGAAUACUUGAUGGAAAGAAGAUUACUGCUCCUCAAUUCAGUUCUUUUAAGACAAAAUCCGCAUAAUGUGGCUGAAUGGCAUAAAAGAGUCAAACUUUAUGAAGGAAAACCACAUGAAAUUAUUGACACUUACACUGAAGCUGUGCAGACAGUAGACCCAAAACUUGCAGUUGGAAAACUGUACACUCUAUGGGUUGGUUUUGCUAAGUUUUAUGAAGAAAAUGACCAAAUUGAAGAUGCAAGAUUAAUUUUUGAGAAAGCAACACAAGUGAGCUAUGCAAAAGUGGAUGACUUGGCAUCAGUUUGGUGUGAAUGGGCUGAAAUGGAAAUCAGACAUGAAAAUUAUGAAGAAGCACUUAAACUAAUGCAAAAAGCAACUGUGCUGCCCAGCAGGAAAGUUGCUUAUCAUGAUGAUACAGAGACAGUCCAGAUGCGUUUAUACAAGUCAUUGAAAGUUUGGUCUAUGUAUGCAGAUCUUGAAGAAAGUUUUGGUAGUUACAAGUCCUGCAAAGCUGUUUAUGACCACAUUAUUGACUUGAAAAUUGCUACUCCACAGAUAAUAAUAAAUUAUGGUCUCUUCUUAGAGGAGCAUAAUUAUUUUGAGGAGGCAUUCAGAGCUUAUGAAAAGGGCAUUGCACUUUUCAAAUGGCCCAAUGUAUAUGAUAUUUGGAAUACAUAUUUGACAAAGUUUUUGAAAAGAUAUGGUGGCUCUAAACUUGAGAGAGCAAGAGAUUUGUUUGAACAAUGUCUGGAACACUGUCCUGCAGAGUUUGCAAAGUCUAUUUUCCUGUUGUAUGCAAAAUUAGAGGAAGAACAUGGCCUGGCUCGACAUGCCAUGUCAGUUUACGAGCGCGCAACCACUGCAGUUUUACCAGAGCAAAUGUUUGAGAUGUUCAAUAUAUACAUUAAGAAAGCUGCCGAAAUUUAUGGCGUCCCUAAAACACGUCAAAUAUAUGAAAAGGCGAUUGAAACUUUACCAGAAGAAAAAGCGAGAGAAAUGUGUAUUUGUUUCUCUGAAAUGGAAACUCGACUUGGCGAAAUUGAUAGAGCUCGAGCUAUAUACGCACAUUGCAGCCAAAUGUGUGAUCCUAGAAUAACUGCCGACUUUUGGAAUACAUGGAAAGAAUUUGAAGUCCGCCACGGUAAUGAGGAUACAAUGCGUGAAAUGCUUAGAAUAAAGAGAAGUGUACAGGCCACAUACAAUACUCAAGUGAAUAUGAUGUCUGCUCAGAUGUUAAGUUCUGCCGCACAGGCAGCGGGCACAAUUUCCGAUUUGGCACCAGGAAUGAAGGAUGGCAUGAGAAUGUUAGAAGCCAAGGCAGCUGAAAUGGCUGUUGCAAACAAAGGAAAUAUUAUGUUUGUGCGGGGUGAAACACAAGGUCUCAAGGAGAGUGCAGAUAAGGUGGUCAAUCCUGACGAAAUUGACAUUGAUGAGGAUUCUGGAAAUAGUAAUGAUGAAGAUGAUGAUACUGUAUCGGCUCCAGUUCAGAAGAAAGAAAUACCAGCUGCAGUAUUUGGAGGGCUAGUACCUAGUACUAGUAAAGAUAGUGAUUAAGAAAUUUUCGAUUCUUGUUCAUAAUAAUAAAUCAAUCAUUUAAUUAUAAAUUCCUACA